AUUGAAGGCGGUGCCUUGUGAAUUUCGCCUGGCUGCACGCGCAGGGGAGUGGGGGCGUGGCAUUUUUUUUGAAGAAAAAAAGCUAAACAAUCUUUAAUCUUUCAAAUUGACUGUGUCGGCUUUUUAACUUGUCUCGGCUGGUGGAGAAGUCCAUACCUUAGAAUAGUGAUAACACACGGGGAUCCACUCAAGACAGGCCUGAAUGUAUGUUCUUCCAAAUUUCUGCACGAAAAGGUAUAGAAAGCGGGUAAUCUUUCUUUAGUCACCACUCCGGUCCGACGAUGAAUUCUAAACGUUUGCUUGACAUGUCUCCGGCUGAAAUACUGGUCGGGGGCGCUUCGAAACAAGCCGGUAUUGACCAGCAUGCAGAGGGUUCCAAGGGAAGCGAAAUGAGUGUCACCACUACUGACAGCGGUGUCAUUCUGGCGUGCGGGAGCGGGCCCGCAUCAGGAGCAGUUUUCUGCACAAUCGUGCUAGACGAUGGCUCUUUGAGAGAAUGUACAAACCAGGACAUCAUCCUCAAUGGGAAUGACCUGUCGUCAGGGAGAGAAAAAUACGCGCACCGGAAAAUAAUGGGUUGUGGUGGCGAGGCAGAGAGGAACAGUGGUCUGACUGGGGUCCUUACUAACGGCAGUCCCACUCACUGCCUGAUCCUGAACGGGCAGAAGCCAGACAGACACAUGCACUCGAAAGCGAGGAAUCCGCUGGUGCCCGAUGGUUUCCAGGAAACCGGACAUCAAGUGCCACCUGAGGAGAGAAAUCCCCACCCCUCCUCCCACAUACCUGUCCCACGACGCAGGAAACCCUCGGGUCAUGCUGAUAAGGAGGUAAUGGCUGCCACCGUCCUGACAUCGCUAUCCACCUCCCCACUGGUCCUCACCCAGACAUCCUCAGCUGCAGUUCCGGAGUCGGCUAGCAGGGGGUGGAAGGAGGCGCUGUCGACCAGCUACAGCAGCUCCACCAGUGGCAACUGGAGCUGGGACACCAGCGACCAAUCAGUGCCCUCCACACCAUCCCCACCCCUCUCCAACGAUGCCAGCAAGAGCUUCCUGCUCCCGUCCCAGGGUGAUGACGUCAUCGAGGACGUCACAGAGAGCACUCACUUUCCGUUUGUGGACCCCAUACCCCGGAAGCGAAAGAACUCCAUGAAGGUGAUGUUCAAGUGCUUGUGGAAGAACUGUGAAAAGGUCCUCAGCACCUCUUCAGGGAUCCAGCGACACAUCCGAACCGUCCACCUGGGGCGGAACUGCGACUCGGACUACAGCGACGGGGAGGAGGACUUCUACUACUCGGAGAUCGAGGUCAACAUGGACAGCCUAUCAGAGGGCUUAUCCAGCCUCACGCCCACCUCCCCCACCACCUCCGGCCCUCCCCCCAUUUUCCCACCUGUCUCCCUCACCACCUGUCUCCCUCGUUCUGAGCCCUCCCACAUCGCCAUGAGGGGGACACAUGGCCACGCCCCCACCCUGCUCAGCCAAUCAGCUCCCUCCACGCUCUGCCAUAUUCGCACUGACCACGCAUACCAGGCCACUGCUCCUGUGAGUAUUCCUGUGUGUUCGGAGCAGGUUGGUGGGAAUGAUGGGAUUGGGAAUGGGGAUGGGAUCAGUGUGUCCUGGCAGUCGUCUCCUGUCAUUUUUAAAGGCUUACCGGGCCCUUUGACUCACACCCGCACGGUGAGCUUCGGGGAGAAGAGACAGCCUGCCCUUCACACACACACUACCAUCAGCAAGACACCCCCCUCUACAGCCCCCCUGCCCAAACCAGCACCAGGAACCAGGAAACCCCGCGGAGAGGCUAAAAAGUGCCGGAAGGUAUACGGCAUGGAGAAGAGGGACAUGUGGUGCACAGCCUGCCGUUGGAAAAAAGCCUGUCAGCGAUUCAAUGAUUGAACCCCACUACUUCACUGGGAUGGACUCUUCCUCUGCCAGAGCUUCACUGAGGUGGAGUCUUCCACUGGGGAGAUGUGGGUGUUCUCCCUGAUGAAGCUGCUUAGAGCACGCACUGCUUCCUCCUGACCAGCAGGGGUCUCUCUGCUUGCUUCUCUUAAUCCUCAGACAGCUAAACACACGAAACACAAAAACAAAUGGAUGAAAAAGGAAAAAAAUAUAUAAUAAUUGUGAAAAAGUAUAUGGCUUUGGAAGCAUAGGUAAUCCAAAAAGUGAUUAUUCAAAACGUGAUUCAGAAUGAAAGUUUGGUUUUGUACUUUCUAAUUUUGCAUGCCUUCACUGUAGGGCAGUGGUUGAAGAUUUCAGAUAAGCUUUUUGGUAUUGUGUACUUUCAACAUGUUCUUUGCUGGUCCGAGUAUCAUGGAAGCUACUGUGUUUGAGUCUAUAAGAUCCUUAAACCACUCUCUUGUCAGCAUCUUUCAAUGCACCUCUGUUGACAUUUUGGAACUAAAACCAGAUUCACUUUGUGGUGUAUAUUUGAAUGGAUCGUUUCAACGGAGGUCCAUUGAAAGAUGCUGACAAGAGAUUUCAACGGUCACUCUUUUGAAACGGGAAGUAUGUCUACCAAAGGAAAACAGACACAGAAUCUCUCUAAAUUCACUCAGAAUUGAGAUGUCGCUUUUAUUAAGAUGCAAGUUUGUUAUUCAUAUAACACAUCACAUGCUCUUAUGGGAAUUCAACUCAACAAUUCCAAUCUCUUUGUUUGGGAAGUAAAUAUGCAUAGCUACACACCAUAAGCUCCCUGCAUCUGUUGCUUAUUCCAUCUGCUGGCACCAAAUGUUACACUUUGAACCUUCAGUGUGUUCAGUGUACUUGUACCGUUUCUAGUUUCUCUUCCUAGACCUCUACACAGAUAUGCAGCUUUCAGAAACAACACAUCUUUCAACAGACCACAUGUAAACUUUGUAACCACACUGUUCACUCUCAUUUCUCACAUCUAACAGUUUAUUUCCAGCUAUUAGUUCCCAAGGCAACUACUGUAGUAGUUGCAAAGUGCCAUCACCAGGGUUUGGACAGUCUGGUCUUGCUUUGAUUAAUCAGCUCUAUUGUUGAUUACAGUUAUCAAUAACAACAUCAAACCCUCCUGUAGCAUUACUUGCUACUCAUUGUUCUAAAAUCCAUUUCCUGUGUACAUUCAUAGAAAUAUAAUGUCAUUGUAGUUGUCUGUGGGUACUAUACCUAGUCCUGCCCAACCCUGACUCCCAGUUACUGCUCUUAACUGGUAUCUAAGGGUGAUGAAAUAUAAUGUCAUUGUAGUUGUCUGUGGGUACUAUACCUAGUCCUGCCCAACCCUGACUCCCAGUUACUGCUCUUAACUGGUAUCUAAGGGUGAUGAAAUAUAAUGUCAUUGUAGUUGUCUGUGGGUACUAUACCUAGUCCUGCCCAACCCUGACUCCCAAUUACUGCUCUUAACUGGUAUCUAAGGGUGAUGAAAUAUAAUGUCAUUGUAGUUGUCUGUGGGUACUAUACCUAGUCCUGCCCAACCCUGACUCCCAGUUACUGCUCUUAACUGGUAUCUAAGGGUGAUGAAAUACAAGUGUUUUUCUCAGAGGGAUUAUUUGCGCACCAUGAAUUGUACCUGGAUUCCUGAUCAGACACAAUUAUAUGGAUGUAUAUUUUUACACAAAUACUUUUUUUUACUUUAUUGUUGCCAGCUCUUUGAAUGUAGUUUCUGCUGCCUCUCUCUCUCUCUCUCUCUCUCCCCCCCUCUCUCUCUCUCUCUCUCUCUCUCUCUCUCUGUCUCUCUCUCUCUCUGUCUCUCUCUCU
Messenger RNA from Oncorhynchus tshawytscha (Chinook salmon), 3713 nucleotides. Its product is annotated as zinc finger protein 704. The transcript is spliced from 9 exons. The coding region runs from base 282 to 1889 and encodes 535 amino acids. Gene Ontology annotation, biological process: regulation of transcription by RNA polymerase II. Gene Ontology annotation, molecular function: RNA polymerase II cis-regulatory region sequence-specific DNA binding; DNA-binding transcription factor activity. The record is from RefSeq and is a predicted model, not a curated record. NCBI's taxonomy places the organism in Eukaryota, Metazoa, Chordata, Actinopteri, Salmoniformes, Salmonidae. Gene Ontology annotation, cellular component: nucleus.